UGCGCGCAAUCCUUUGCUGGCGGUUAGUUUUGAAUCUGGUGCUUGGUGAAGGGCGCCGCGAGCCGCUGAUAAUCCGGGGUGAGGCCGGCCGUGCAGGAUUUUUAGCUGUGAUCAUGGCACCACCUAAGAAAAAAAACAAUAGAGGACAAAAAAAUCGUUCUGUAAAGAAUGAAAAACUGGCUUCAUUCAUCAAGGAUUUCGACAGUGAAGUCAAGAUCAGAGUUGAAGAAUUAAAAGGUACUGUGGUGAACACACUGAAAGAAGUGGAUAGCCUGUACAAUUUUGAAAUAAUCAAAUUACCUAUGGCCUUACGAGAGAUGUGCUGGCUGGAUUUUUUUGCAAAAGGUGGAAGUCAAAAAGCUUUGGAAGCAGCAGCAAUGGUAAAUGUAGACAUGGAUGAAAUAACCUCAAGUGUUUCCAAAACACCUUUCAAAUCUGCAAAGAAAGUGAAAAAAGGCAAGAACGUUUUAAACGAAGAUGAAGUGGAAAACAAUCUUCUUAAAAGUGUAUUGAGAACAAAAUCCAAGGCAAAAAUCUCUGCUAAGAAGCCUGCUGCUGCAAGAAAAACCAGAGCUUCUGCAACUAGUGUGACGAACACCAGUAAAAGAACUAGUAAAAGGACUCGUGCAACACCCUCCACCAACAGAAUAGCAGAUAACACACUACUUGGAUACACCCCGAUGGUCACACCCAGAAUUGAUACCAGGGUGUUUAAAACACCAGGGCUUCGACCAGAGAGUGUGCAGGAAAAUGUGUAUAGUCUAUCUGAAAAUGGCAGUCCUUUGGCACCUGCAAAUGAUGUCUUUAUUACUCUACCAACACUGGAGGGAAAGAAUAUUCGUCUUAUGGCAAGUGAUGUAAAUAGUGUUAAUUUCAACAGCGUAGACCCACAAGCAAUUGAAAAUAUUAAACUGCUCUCGAGUCAACUGGAAAAAAUUUGCAGAAGACUAAAGUGAAUAUUUUGAUUUUAUUUUUUUAACCCUAUAUUGCAUUGUUUCCUUUUUCAUUUUUUUUUAUAGGAGCUGUAUAUAGUUUUUCUCCUUUAGUGAAAUAAUAUACCAGGUUUUGCAAUUCAGAUGUGACUUGUGUUGCUGAUCUGUAACUGCUUUAUCUUGAUAUCCAUAUUGUUAUUUCACCAAUUAAUAAAGUCUUUUUCUACCAGGCUAAA
Messenger RNA from Pelobates fuscus (common spadefoot toad), 1168 nucleotides. RefSeq names its product cell division cycle associated 8 (gene CDCA8). NCBI's taxonomy places the organism in Eukaryota, Metazoa, Chordata, Amphibia, Anura, Pelobatidae. The coding region runs from base 114 to 956 and encodes 280 amino acids. Gene Ontology annotation, biological process: mitotic sister chromatid segregation. The record is from RefSeq and is a predicted model, not a curated record. Gene Ontology annotation, cellular component: spindle midzone; chromosome passenger complex; chromosome, centromeric region. The transcript is spliced from 11 exons.